Parasteatoda tepidariorum (common house spider) is the source of this 1512-nucleotide messenger RNA. RefSeq names its product degenerin deg-1. Gene Ontology annotation, cellular component: plasma membrane. The record is from RefSeq and is a predicted model, not a curated record. Lineage: Eukaryota; Metazoa; Arthropoda; Arachnida; Araneae; Theridiidae. Gene Ontology annotation, molecular function: ligand-gated sodium channel activity. Gene Ontology annotation, biological process: sodium ion transmembrane transport.
GUGAGUUGAGGAAGCCGCAGUAUGAGAGAAACAACGUUCUCAUUUAUGAAAUUUUCAAGCUCUUCUCCCAGUAAGAUUUUUAAUACUUCACCCCUUUUAAUAAUGUAAAAAUAAAUGUAAGAUGUGAUGUAAGAUGUAAAAAUAUUUAAAUUUUAAAGCUUAUCAAAUAAAUGUAACUGUAAAUCAUAUUUUAUUUAAUUUAAUCUUUGCCAAAUUAAGAUGAGCAGCACGUGUGCCUUGUCGCCAAUGGUUGGCGAGUUUCCAUGGUAACAAUCACCAAAUCUACAAUUCAGAUGUUUACGAAUCGUCUAUGCUAGAAUUCCACCAUUUAAAAGAGAUAAAAAGGAAGCCUCGCCCGAUUCGAAAUAUGAAAAUAUGCGUUCCAGUUGAAUGAUUAGAUGUGGUAUAAGGGGAGCCAGCUCCAUCAAAGUGAACCACCAGAAUGUCUGAUGAAUAAAAUAAAGUUUCUUAACAUCUAAAUGAACUUUGUGCCCUCUUUAACUCCAUUUCAAAUGCACCUACCCAACCAGUUACGAAACCUGGAGAUCCUUCUGGAACGAAGGAUCAGUGAUGCAUCUUCAUUUCAAAACCAAUACUACUCAACGUCCAAAUCCAAUCGAAAAAAUAAACCAAUCAUAUAUACCGACCUACAACUUGCCUGAUACGCCAUCCAUUCAGUUGUCUGUGCAUUCUCCAUUCUUUCUACCCAGUCCCCACAAUGGUGGAUAUAACUAUCUUGGAGGAAGAUCUUACGAUCUAAGCGUAUCAAUGAAAGUAAAGCAUCUUCUUCCCUCACCGUAUCAAACAAAUUGCACAGAUUACAUGAAAAUAUGGAGGGAGCGAGGUGGAAAGGCGCCAAUUGAACAACUGGCUGUGAUUCAAGAAUGUAUGAUGAAUAUAAGUCUCAUUUCUCAAGGAUGCGUCCCUAAACAUAUUAAAUAUCCUCACAAUUUCAAAAUAUGCAAGGAACAACAAAAAGACACCUCUAACAAUACUUUGAUACACCAGUGUUCACUAUCAGCAGUAAACUACAAUCAACCUUGCGAUUCAAUCUCUUAUUCUGUAACAAAAAUGGAUGAGAAAGAUAUUAAGAGUCCUAUAAUGCAGCUUAAUUUUAUGCAACAAGAUUGUUCAGGCAACAAAGUAUGGCAACCAGAGUGCGGGAUGGUUAAAAUACACAUAUUUUUCGACAGUUUCGAAAUCACCAAUCUGACGUACUAUCCACGAUAUGAGUCUCUGGAAUUGGUCAGUGUAAUUGGAGGAUACUUGGGAGUGUGGCUUGGAGCCUCAUUGGUAGCCGUUUAUGAUUUGAUUGGUGAGUCACUUGUAAGGAUCAUCAACCGUAAAAAGCCUGGAAAGCAUAUUCCAUCGAAAAUCGUGAAGAAGUUUUCAUCAAAGAAGGAAAUAGCAUUUUUGUCUAAAAUACCGAAAGUCUUAUAAACUUCGAAGACGUAUUCAAGUUUACUUACCAAAAGGUUUCAUUAUACCAGUGAUUUUAUUAAUAUGAAAGAU